GAACUCUACUCCCCAGUGCUUCAAGGAAUGUUUGAUUGUUUUUUUGCUCAUCGCUGUUUCAGUCUCGUCCUCGUCGGCGUAGCUGGUGCAAUCAUUGCUUCGAUAUCAGUAAUAUUCAACGUGUUCCUGUUUUAUAUUCUGGUUAGCAAUAGACGCUAUCGAUCGACUAGUUUGAUCUACCUGAUAUUUCUUGCGCUGGCGGACACAUUUUUGUCGGCAGCGUACAUUUUGCUGUUUCCCGUCAACCUCUACAUGGACUACUUUGCCUCCGAGCUGCUUGCCGCAGCUUGGUGGUCCUACAUGCGUGUCAUCAUCACCGCGUCGCACAUCUUCAUCUCCCUGUCGGCGUUCCUCAUCGUCGCUGCUGCUUUCGAGAGAUACGUCACCAUCUCAAAAAUCCGAAAUCGGUUUGCCUUGCGUCAUCGACUGGCCAUUUCGACCAUGGCACUCAAAUUCAUGAAAACAUCAUUGUUGCUUUUUUAUGUGGUGGCGAAUGGAAACUGUACUGGCGUCACCUCCCUAACGGCCAUUGUUAGUGAAUUCAGUGAGCAGGAGCCGUACAAAACGACUUACAAGUUCUGGCUUCGGAGCAUCGUCACUAUCAUUCUGCCGUUUGUCCUCUGUUUCUACUUCAACAUCGGAAUUAUUCGAAUUCUUCGAAUUCAACAUAAAAGAGCGAAACUCUUUCGAUUCGCGACUUCGGAACAUCGCGUUAGUUGA
This is a messenger RNA of Angiostrongylus costaricensis, 720 nucleotides long. The record is from the annotation of a GenBank genome assembly. Lineage: Eukaryota; Metazoa; Nematoda; Chromadorea; Rhabditida; Metastrongylidae.